This is a messenger RNA of Oppiella nova, 1491 nucleotides long. The record is from the annotation of a GenBank genome assembly. Lineage: Eukaryota; Metazoa; Arthropoda; Arachnida; Sarcoptiformes; Oppiidae.
AUGAAAUACCUGCACAACUCGGCCGCCCAAUCGCACGGAUACCUAAACUCCGAGAACUGUGUGAUCGACAGCCGCUGGCUAUUGAAGUCACUGGAGAUGGACGACACGGUCGACGCCAAUGAGUUGCUGUGGUUUGCGCCGGAAUUGCUCCGAAAUAACCACCUUUUCUGGAGCGGCUCUCAAGAGGCAGACGUCUACAGCUUUGCUAUCAUUAUGCAGGAAAUACUCGUCAGAGACAAACCCUACUCGACGUUCGCCAAACACUUGUCCACAAUGGAUAUCAUCAACAGGAUUAUGAGCGAGUCGUCCGAUUCUGCAUUCAGACCCCAAUUAGACGGUCUCAGCGAUAGCGUACCCAAAGAUAUCAUACAAUUAGUGGACAGGUGUUGGCAGGAAAGGCCAGAGGUCAGGCCUACGUUUAAUAGGAUUUCCGAUGAGUUCGUUAAGUUCUUGGGUGAGAGAAACUAUGUAUUCAUUAGAGAUAAAAGUAUUGUGGACUCCAUGUUAGUGAAGAUCGAGAAAUACGCCAACAAUUUGGAGGAUUUGGUGAAAGAGAGGACAAUAUGUCUGGAGGAGGAAAGGAGGAAGACUGAGACACUUCUCUAUAGAAUGCUUCCCAUUUCCGUAGCUAAUAAUUUGCGAAAUGGGCGACAAGUGUUACCUGAGAAGUAUGACAAUGUGACCAUAUUUUUCAGCGAUAUUAUUGGCUUUACCACUAUCGCCUCGUUCAGUGAGCCUUUGGAAGUCAUAACAAUACUAAACGAUCUCUACAUAGCUUUCGACGAAAUCGUACAGAAUUUCGACGUCUAUAAGAUUGAAACCAUUGGCGACGCCUAUAUGGUUGUGUCCGGUAUUCCCAAUCGAAAUGAGGAUCACUCGGAACAGAUAGCGUCGAUGGCACUGGAAAUCCUGCACUUUUGCUUGCAAUUUAAGAUGAGACACAUGCCUACCAUUCCGCUCAGAUUGAGAUGCGGAAUACAUACGGUAGUCGGUGGAGUUGUGGGCAAUACUAACCCCAGAUAUUGUCUGUUUGGCGACACCGUUAACAUAGCCUCGAGAUUGGAGACAACGAGCCAACCCUAUCGCAUACACAUAAGCAAAGCCACUGAAGAAAGGCUUAAGAGGAGCGGAGACUAUAUUAUUGAAUACAGAGGAGAGAUAACACUAAAAGGCCGUGGCAAACAGCCCACGUAUUAUCUAACGGGAAAGCGUGGUUUCGAUAGAAUACUACCGGUGCCCACCGAGGAUGAGUUAAUGCUCUUAUUACUGUAUUACUCUGUCUUCGCUUCCCCUCCACUGCCACUCUCGUCAUCCCUUUCCUCGCUAUCAGUCCUCUCAUCGGAUCCCAUUUCGACGCCGGCAUCCCUGUCCUCAUCCAUCUCCGUACUCUCGAUGAUGUUCUCGUGUUUGGGCACCUCUUUGCUCACAAUACUCUUAAUAUCGGAGAUCUGGAACCGAUGGAAAGGCGACUCAUUCCUCCUGUUAUCGUAA